CUGGGUCAGAAUAGGUCCUCGGUACCUCCUUGCUUGUCGUAAAAGGCAACUAAAUGGGGCGGUCCUUUGAAGAAUACCGCAAAAAACCGAUGCUCCGUGUCACAGCAGGUGUGGCAUAAGAAAGAUCCUUCUCUGUCGUACGUGCCGAGCAUAGACUUAACGUUGUUUCAGUCCUUCACCGACAAUAAUGACGUCUCCAAAUGAGUGAAAAAAUCUCGAGUGGGACGUUAAACAGUAUACAAUCAAUCAUAUAGUCGGGAUCGAGAAGGCAAACAAGAAAUAUGACAUUAUCACCAUAUUGCAAGGAAGCUUAAAUAACGAAGACAACAUGCAUUGCAGUAUUUCUUUUAUCCUAAAUAUAUUAAGUAGUGUAGAAUAUCCAAGCGCUUGUGAGUCGCCGACUUCUCGCUGUGACGUUUGUUGGUGAUGUCUACUUUCGCACUUUCACUUUCUGUACUGUGAGAAAGUUGACAUUUACAUUAAAUACCCGUAUGCAGAGUUGUUUCGUCAGAUCAAUGACAAUGUAAAUAUUAAUUAAUUUGUCCUCUUCGUUCUGCGGACGCUAACAGUAAUUGUAGAGAUUCCCACAUCACAGAGCAUUUUAUAGAAUUAUUGAAGUUCUGGCUUUCAACUGGUGCUCCAUCAAUACGGCUUUGUAAUUUAGAAAUUAUCAUAAUCACGAAAUUGUCAAAUCCCAAUUGAUUCCCAUUGAUUUCGGAGUUGCAAAUAUUUAUGGUAUUGCUAUAUCCAUACCGUGGUCUUGUGGUUUGGUCAAUCUUGCUGAUUUCUAUUGCUCCUUUCAGCGACAUGGGGGGGGGGGGAAGCAACCAAAAAGAAAAAAAAGAAAAGAAAGAAGCAUGAUAAACUGUUUAAUUUGUUCGUUAUUUCAAGUACAGCAGUUUGAAUGGGAGGAAAAUACAAUAUAGAGUAAUACUUCCGUUGAUUUCACGUGACUUACACAUUUGGGUGGAAACUUUCAGUGUGAACGCUACAUCCGACUCUUACGAUCGAAUUCGUGAUACAAAUUUGCAAAAUCAACAGUGUAUUGUGCAAAGCGCACUGAGAUUAAGACAUUCUACGUGUCUGAUUUUUGUUGGGGUUUUCCCCCUCAUCUGAGGAAUCUGUAUUUAACUUGUGGUUAUUAAUCGUUUCUUGAUCACAACGAGUGUUCUAUGUCAGGUUUUUGUUUGUUUGUUUUUUUUAAUGGUUUUUAAAAAAAAGUUAAUAUACUGAUCAUAGUUCUCUAUGGCAUAGUGUCAAUUGUAUUUAUAUCAAAACUACAUCUCUAUUUUUUUUUCUUUUUGCAUCUACGGGUAAUGUUUUGGUCUUUCGGGUAUGACCUCAAAAAUGGAGGUCCGGCCCGUUGGCACGUUUAAAAACAGCUCACUGCUACGGCCCUGAACGCUAAAAUACAGGACUUAACAUACAACUCGUGACGUUUUAUGAGUGAAAAAUUAUCGACGGAGCGUAUUGUCUUUUGAGGAGCUCUUCGCAAACCUUUAAUUAAUCAUGUUUUGAGUCUGGAAAACGUGUUGCAAAUGCCGCGACCAAUGACGGCUUAUGCUUGGAUCGACAUUUCAACUGAAAUAUGCCUAGAUUUACGUAACAGAAAAUUGUUUUCACAACUUUCACAUUUAUUCAUGUAUCUGUCACAAGGAAAUCAACUUUACUCUCUGUUAAUUCAUUUUCACUUGUUUUCUAUUCCGAGUUUCAACAAUAGUUAUACUUUUUUGCGGUAGAAAAAAAUCCGAAGUCGGACCAUUUGGAAAAAUUAGUGAAUUCUCGGAAAGCUAAGCUGUUUAUUGACAUUUCGUUUUUAUUAAAACAUGCUUUUCUAUUGAUAUCAACAAGAGUAAUAUAUCUAACUAUUUAACAUAGUCUUGACUCUCGUUGGGAACAGAUGUAUUUUUAUACAUGUAGCUCCGUGAAAAAACUGAAGAUUUCAGUAUGUACAUGUUGACGCCCAGGUCCCCUCUUGAUCUUUGUAGUUUAGCCUUAGUGCUGGUUUGUCUUUGGGUUGUUUUUUAAAACAUUUUUGUGGUGAUUUUUUUUACAACUUGAUUUUUGUUUUCUAUGCCGGUAAAUAUUUCUGAAGAAGCGACCGAUCGUGGAUCGUUCCUCUUUUCUCUCUCUCUCUCUCUCUCUCUCUCUCUCUCUCUCUCUCUCUCUCUCUGGAAAACGGUGAUACUAUAUGUAUGAUAAAAACAUAUCACAAAAUUCGAAUUGAUACGCGUACGGUUCGUCGUAGAUUUCAGAAGAAUAUAUGUCGUUUGAGCGUUUGAAAUAGAUACGAUCUGCAAUGCGUUAAACUGACGCGUUGCAAUGAAACAGACGGAUUCAAAGAUGGGCAGCGUGGCAGGCCAGCUACCACGUGGUGCAUGAUGUGAGGACCUUCUGUGGUCGGAGACGUUGAGUGACGUCAUGUCCAAGGAGAGCACUGCACUAUGUCAGGAUAGCCCAGUCUCUCCGAAGUACGCCGAGGAAAAACAUGAAAGAGUCACCACGCCAAAGGAGAAGAAAUCCAGAAAGGCGUUUUUUGGCGACGAUGUUCCUCAACAGAAAAAGAAAGGCGUCUGCCCGUACUACUUUGGAGUGAAAUCGUAUCUUCAUAACUUCUACGAUUCGGCGACCUACAAGGAUCCCAGCAUCUACGAAGAUGAUGACGACCGUUACCUUCUCAACCCACAUGCGCGGCGCCGACGGUGUCGUCCGAUUUGGUUGAAAGUUUGUAUAUGGAUAGGCGUAAAUCUUCUGGUGUUAGGGGUACUUGCAAUUUUGGCAGGCUAUUUCAUUCCGACUAAAUCUAUUAUUCGUAAGGGAGAUAAUCAGGAUAACGUUGGUUACGUAGACGAGGAGGCGGUUAAAUUCAAUACCACUUUGGAUUUGCUAAAGCUUGUAGGUUUGAUCUUGUUCUGUGUGGGAGGAAUCCUUCUCGCGGUGGCCCUUAUGUUUCCUACUUUCAUGUCGAAUAUGUGUUCUGAUGAAAUCGGCGAGGAAGCGAUAAGAAUCCAAACCGGGGAGGAAAAGCCGCCAUUAAGUCCUAUAGAGAUGACUAUACCAUCCACGUCUAAGGUGAAAAGUGUUCAACCACCAUGUAGUUCCAAACAGAAAAUUCAUUUUCAGGAAGAUUCGGUGAAUUUUAAGGAUUGAUGAACAUGUGCACUCCACGGGUUGUCAAAACUGUUCCUAUAGAAAACAGUAAUUAAAUAUUUCCUAGGACAUAUCACUGAUCCAAGAUACAGAAGUAUGGCGUAUGAAUAUGUUUAGUAUUAUGUAUUAAAGAGCAUGCAAUAGAAUCUUGCACAAUGAAUUACAUUGUAGUAAGAAUCACAA
Molecule: messenger RNA, 3333 nt
Organism: Ostrea edulis (European flat oyster)
Lineage: Eukaryota; Metazoa; Mollusca; Bivalvia; Ostreida; Ostreidae
Product: neurensin-1-like
Exons: 2
Coding region: 2422-3150 (242 amino acids)
Biological process (GO): nervous system development
Cellular component (GO): transport vesicle; neuron projection; neuronal cell body
Source: RefSeq, a predicted model, not a curated record